UUGGAGGUAUCGAUCAGAAUGGCUUCAAUACGCCAUGCGGUAGUGAGUCUUAGCCUAGAAACUUGGAGCAAAAAUCCUCAUAAAUUUCUUUUCCCUCCGCGUACUCUGUUAAUGUCAGCAAUGGCUGCAGAUAGAAGAUUUUCCUAUAAUGGUUUAAAAAAUUUCAAUGGUUAUGGAACGAAAACACCGUUUUUAAUUGGCGUAGCCGGUGGAACAGCAUCUGGCAAAUCGACAGUUUGUUCAAGAAUCAUGGAGAAACUUGGACAAGAUGAAAUAGACCAUAGGCAACGUCAAGUUGUCUGCAUCAGUCAGGACAGUUUCUAUAGAGAAUUAAAUCAUGAAAGCAUCAAAGCCUCCAAGGGACUUUUUAACUUUGAUCAUCCAGAUGCAUUUGAUAACCCACUCAUUCUGAAGACACUCCAAGAUAUUCUGGAUGGGAGAGUUUGCAAAAUUCCUGUUUACGACUUCAAAACCAACUCAAGAAAACUGGAUGAGUUUGUAACAAUUUACCCUGCUGAUGUACUACUGUUUGAAGGGAUAUUGGUCUUUUAUUUCCCUGAGAUAAGAGAAGUUUUCCAUAUGAAGCUAUUCGUUGAUACAGAUGCUGAUACUCGUCUAUCCAGAAGAGUCCUUCGUGACAUACGCGAACGUGGAAGGGAUCUGGAGCAAGUAUUGGCUCAAUACACCACAUUAGUUAAACCCGCUUUUGAGGAAUUCUGUUUACCGACCAAAAAAUUUGCUGAUGUCAUUAUUCCACGUGGGGCAGACAACACAGUGGCCAUUGGAUUAAUCGUCCAGCACAUAAGAGACAUUGUUAUCUGCAAUGCGAAUCUGACUGGAAGUAGGGGAUCCUAUUUACAAAGUGCUGCUAUGAUGUCGUCUUGAAGAUGGGAUAUACCCAGGGACCUAGUAAAGCUCGUUCGGGAGAUUUGUAAAUGUGGGGUUAGGCAUUUGGGAUGCUAAGUUUACUACUGGCGGCACCCAAGUCAUUACCAUUUGAUAUGCGUUCCCUUUAACACCUCACAUACGAUGGUUUUAAAUCCUCAUUCCGAUUAUCAUACCCAUUUGACUUUUCCUUUGUUUUGUAAGAGAACAUGUAUCUGUUUUUGUCUGAUUCUUUUUCUCAGACGAUUCAAUUGUGCCUUAUUAAUUUUCUCAAUUUCUGAUUGGUGUACUAAAUCAAAGUAAUAUUUUGCGUUCUUUCCCAUCACGAAGUGGAAGACGAAAGCAUUUCUGACAGCUCAGAGAUCUGUGAUUCAUUUGUGACAUAACGCUGCUGGAUUUCUGAAUUCGUGGAAGGGGCUGUAAUUGAAAUGGACCGAUAAUACACUUUAUUGUUGAA
Molecule: messenger RNA, 1342 nt
Organism: Daphnia magna
Lineage: Eukaryota; Metazoa; Arthropoda; Branchiopoda; Diplostraca; Daphniidae
Product: uridine-cytidine kinase 2-B-like
Cellular component (GO): cytosol; cytoplasm
Molecular function (GO): ATP binding; kinase activity
Source: RefSeq, a predicted model, not a curated record